This is a messenger RNA of Trifolium pratense (red clover), 3883 nucleotides long. Its product is annotated as protein SEMI-ROLLED LEAF 2-like. Bases 389 to 3307 code for a protein of 972 amino acids. The transcript has 22 exons. The record is from RefSeq and is a predicted model, not a curated record. NCBI's taxonomy places the organism in Eukaryota, Viridiplantae, Streptophyta, Magnoliopsida, Fabales, Fabaceae.
ACGCAAUAGAGUCAUCGUGCAGUCAAGUUCCCCUCGAUCAUCAUCACCAACGGUGACAUUAACCUUUCUCUUUUUCCUUUUCACAUUUUCUUCUUUCUCUCUUUUCACUUUCAUUAAUUUCUCAGUUCAAUAGUUAGUUAGUAAUAGUAACUACCCAGAAAAAACGUUGCUGAAAAUGAUUAAACAAAACGUUGUUUUCCAACGACGUUGAUGUGUAACCGAAAACAGCACAAAUUGUCGGGGGAACUAUUUAAUUAAACCCUAUAUGACCCCAUUGCCAUUAAUAUUAAUAUUUUAAGUUUAUAGUUUAUCAGAUCGAGGUUGGAGAUGCUUGAAUUUGGUAUGAAGUAGAGUUUCUUUGUUUGGAUUUUAGGGUCUUAAUAGCAAAAUGGGGGUUAUGUCCAGGAGGGUUGUGCCCGUCUGUGGUAACCUUUGUUGUGUUUGUCCUGCUCUGCGUGCUAGCUCGAGACAUCCGGUGAAGCGUUACAAGAAGUUGUUGGCUGAUAUUUUUCCUCGUAAUCAGGAAGCUGAACUUAAUGAUAGAAAAAUUGGAAAGCUAUGUGACUAUGCCUCUAAGAAUCCAUUGAGAAUUCCUAAGAUUACAGAUAACUUGGAGCAAAUAUGUUACAAGGAUUUGCGUAACGAAGUCUUUGGUUCAGUGAAAGUUGUCUUGUGCAUAUACAGAAAAUUCUUAUCGUCAUGUAAGGAGCAGAUGCCACUUUUUGCGGGUAGUUUAUUAGAGAUUAUUCGGACUCUUCUAGAACAAACUCGAACAGAUGAGAUCAGGAUCUUAGGCUGCAACACUCUUUUUGAUUUUAUAGAUUGCCAGACAGAUGGUACAUACAUGUUCAAUUUAGAGGGUUUUAUUCCUAAGCUAUGUCAAUUGGCUCAAGAAAUGGGGGAAGAUGAACGAGCUCUACGCCUACGUUCAGCUGGACUACAAGCUCUAUCCUAUAUGGUGCGUUUCAUGGGCGAGCAAUCACAUCUUUCUAUGGACUUGGAUGAAAUCAUGUUAGUGACUUUGGAGAAUUACACGGGUCUCCAAUCUAACUCCAAUCCCCCCAAGGAAUUUCCCAAUGAGGAUUGCUCUUUAACAGAUACAUCCAAGAAGGAUCAUUUGUGGCUGGAACUUGUGGCAGGGACUGGGAUAGACUCUAUGCUGGAUACUGCUAAAGAUCCGGCAUAUUGGUCAAAGGCUUGCUUGUAUAAUAUGGUCAAACUGGCAAGGGAAGCUACAACUUUGCGGCGUGUCCUUGAACCUCUUUUUCAUUAUUUAGAUACUCAAAAUCAAUGGUCUUCUGAAAAAGAAGAGGCUACCCGUGUUUUGAUGUAUUUACAAUCUCUUUUAGAAGAUUCAGGAGAUAACUCCUAUCUUCUGUUGUCUAUUUUGGUCAAGCACUUGGAUCACAAGAAUGUUUCCAAGCAGCCUAUCCUUCAGAUAAAUAUUACUAACACCAUAUCACAACUUGCGCAAAAUGUGAAGCAACGGGCUUCAGUUACAAUAAUUGGUGCAAUAUCUGACCUCAUUAAACACUUAAGGAAGUGCCUACAAAAUUUAGCUGCAUCUUCCAGUUUUGGGAACAAUGAGUAUAAGUUGAAUGCUGAACUUCAAUCUGCCUUAGAAAUGUGUAUAUUACAACUUUCAAACAAGGUUGGGGAUGUAGGGCCCAUCCUUGAUUUGAUGGCUGUGGUGUUAGAGAAUAUCUCAACUACAACCAUUGUAGCAAGAACAACAAUCUAUGCUGUUUAUCAAACUGCAAAGUUAGUUACAUCGAUCCCUAAUGUGUCAUAUCACAAGAAGACUUUCCCUGAUGCCUUGUUUCAUCAACUGCUCCUGGUGAUGGCUCAUCCUGACGAAGAAACACGAAUUGGGGCGCACAGUGUCUUUUCUACAGUGCUUAUGCCAUCUCUGUUUUCUACCCAGUUAGACCAUAAAGCAAAGAUGGCUCAGAAAGUAUCAAGUGAGAGCUUCUCCAUCCACCAUGAAAGCUCUUUAGGGGCAGAACAGAUCAAUAGGAAACAUGUGGAAGGAGGAGCAGUAGUUGAUGUCAGCAGUAGGAAAUAUAGAGUUCUUCCAUAUCGUGUUCACAGCUUUUCCGGUGCUCUAAAUCAUGGGAAAGAUGAGUUAAGUUCCUUCCGGUUAAGCAGCCACCAAGUGAGUCUCUUGCUUUCUUCAAUCUGGGUUCAGGCAACAUCUAUGGACAAUGGCCCAGCAAAUUUUGAGGCUAUGGCUCACACUUUUAGCAUUGCUUUAUUGUUCACUCGUUCAAAGACAUCCAGUUACAUGGCUUUAGUAAGAUGUUUCCAACUGGCAUUCUCCCUCACGAGCAUCUCACUGGACCAAGAAGGAUGUUUACAACCAUCUCGCAGGAGGUCUCUUUUUACCUUGGCAUCGUACAUGCUUAUAUUCUCUGCCAGGAUAGGCAAUUUCCCUGAGCUAAUUCCAACAGUUAAAGCAUCCCUGAGAUAUUCAACUGUAGAUCCUUUUCUUGAGUUGGUCGAUGAUGUCAGGCUGCAGGCAGUUAAUACAGAAUCAGAGAAGAUACUCUAUGGUUCUCAAGAAGAUGAUGUUGCUGCUAUUAAAUCACUUUCAGCCAUAGAAUUGGAUGAUAAGCAGUUGAAAGAAACUGUAAUCUCGUACUUCCUGACUAAAUAUUCAAAAUUGCCAGAGGAUGAGUUGUCAAGCAUAAAGAAACAACUUGCACAGGGGUUUUCUCCUGAUGAUGCAUAUCCAUUGGGACCUCCUUUAUUUAUGGAGACACCAAGGUCGUCAUCUCCAAUUGCUCAGAUCGAGUUCCCAGAUUUUGAUGAGAUUGUGGAUUCGGUAGCUUUGAUGGAUGAAGAGACUGAACUUGAACCAAUUAGAAGUCAGUCAAACUGCAAAUCACCACUAUCCUUCAAUAACCUGGCCAUUUUAAGUGUUAAUCAACUCUUAGAAUCGGUUCUGGAAACCGCAUGGCAAGUCGCCAGUUUCCCCACUUCUGAAACUCACGUGCCAUAUGACCAAAUGAAGAACCAGUGUGAGGCCCUUGUAUCAGGGAAACAGCAGAAGAUGUCCGUUCUUCACAGUUUUAAGCACCAGCAGGAUACUAGAGCAUUAGUCCUAUCAAGUGCAAUUGAAACCAAAGUUUCCCCUCUACCAAUUAAGACACUCGAGUAUUCAGAAGGUGAUCUGAAGUUGGUGAGUCAGGAGCAAAUACAGGCGCUGUAUCCAGUACACCCAUGUUCGUAUGACUAUAGGCAACAUUCUUUGAGACUACCACCUGCGAGCCCCUAUGAUAAAUUCUUGAAAGCUGCAGGAUGUUAAUGGAAGCUAACUGGCAGCAUGCAACGCCUUCAACGCCAUCUAUCUAACUUUAAAUUCAGCUGGAUAUGGAUAGCCUCCUCCAACAAUUGCAAGUGCAUCUUUUGAUUAACCUACAUUUGCCGUCUCUAAUAAAAUGCCUCCAAAAGAUCCAUCAAUAUUGCACUUGUAUGUUUGCGAGAGGGGAUGCCAAGCUAUAUGCGACACUCUGUAGUCUUUUUCCCCUUCCAUUUAAGUAUGGAAAGGGCAAACAAGCUCGACUUGGAUUGAUAGAUAUUGAUAUAAGUUUAAGAAUAUUAUUACUAUGCUAUACCUUGAUUCUAAUCAGUUUUGAUGAUUGUGAAAAGAUGUUUGGUUCCUCAAUUUGAUGAUUGUGAAAAGUUUUAUGGUGCGAGUCCACCUAAAAUCUUCUACUGGUCUAUUCUCUUUGUAAUGCUAGACACUACCUUGGAAAAAAUAGUGCAAAUAAAACACUUUCUUAAGUGUAGAUGCAUUUUAAUUCCUGACAAAAUUUGUUAGACCUGAUGUAGUCCUUUAAAAAAAAAAAAUCAAUAUAUUUUUAGCCCUUAUAUUUUGUCC